AUGCGUUCCGUCUGCGAUCGGAACUCGAACACGAGGCGUGCUACGAGCUCGGGCGGCGACGGAAGCACGCGCGGAAGCGCCGCUCGCUCACUGCAGCAAAACUCGAGGGCAAUUGGUAACGUACGCUCUCUAUGUGGGAGCGCAUCGCGCGCGCCGCGGACGCGUGUCGCGGCGUGCGCGAACGAGACGAAAGAUCCGCUCUCGGGACGGCCAAAUCCUAAACAGAGCAGGCGCCAUUUAGGCUGGCGAAAGGGGACGCGUCGCAGCGGGACCGCGACGGCGCCGCAGCGGGCGCGGUUUCGUGUUUCUCCCAUCGCCGUUGGCGACGACCGCGCCACAGAGGAGAGAACGCUCAUAGACUGGCUAGUUUUAGUGAUGUGCUCGGACACUGAUGUCGGACGUGAUGCAAGUAUUUAUAAGGACCGCGAAAGC
Messenger RNA from Iphiclides podalirius (scarce swallowtail), 432 nucleotides. The record is from the annotation of a GenBank genome assembly. NCBI's taxonomy places the organism in Eukaryota, Metazoa, Arthropoda, Insecta, Lepidoptera, Papilionidae.